Diplodia corticola is the source of this 2052-nucleotide messenger RNA. Its product is annotated as glycoside hydrolase family 2 protein. Gene Ontology annotation, molecular function: hydrolase activity, hydrolyzing O-glycosyl compounds. Gene Ontology annotation, biological process: carbohydrate metabolic process. The record is from RefSeq and is a predicted model, not a curated record. The transcript is spliced from 3 exons. Lineage: Eukaryota; Fungi; Ascomycota; Dothideomycetes; Botryosphaeriales; Botryosphaeriaceae. The coding region runs from base 1 to 2052 and encodes 683 amino acids.
AUGGCAGCUCAAAUGUACCCUCGCCCCGACUUCGAGCGCGCGCGUGUGCACUGGAAGUCGCUCAACGGCCCGUGGGACUUCCUCUUUGACGAUGACGAUGCCGGAUUGUCCGAGGGGUGGCAGCUCAAGGGCCUCCCGGAGCAGGUGGUUGCCACUGGAGCCGGGUCGUCCAGGCCGGCGCACGAGUCGGAGAGCGAGAGCAUCACGCAGAAGAUUGCCGCAGGCACGCAGAACCUGCUCAGAGACAACCUGGCUUUCCGGGGCCUGACGGCCACAACCCACCAGAAGCGGCCAAUCCAAGUGCCCUUCGUGUUCCAAUCGCCCGCUUCCGGCAUCAACGAGCGCGGGGACCACGAGGUCCUGUGGUACGAGCGCCUCGUCGAGGACAUCCGCACGGCCGAGGAGAAGCAGCGCGGGGACAGAGCGCUGCUGCGGUUCGGUGCCGUCGACUACGAAGCCAGCGUCUGGCUGAACGGCCAGCUCGUGGGCGGCCACCGCGGCGGACACGUGCCCUUUGAGAUUGAUGUCACGGACGCGCUGGACUCGGGGCCGGCUGGCCCGCUGAGGCUCACCGUCCGGGCCUACGAUUCGGCCUACGACCUCACCCAGCCGCGAGGCAAGCAGUACUGGGGCGCCAAGCCGGAAAGCAUCUUCUACACGCCGUCGGGCGGCAUCUGGCAGUCGGUCUGGCUCGAGGCGGUGCCGGCGGCGAGGAUUGCCGACAGCAGCUCCGGGACGGUGCUGCGCGCCAACGACAUCGAGUCCGGCGACGUCCACGCCCAGAUCGCCGUGCUGGGCCGCAAGGCCGGGCACCGGUACAGCGUCGAGCUCGAGGCCAGCUUUGCCGGCAUCCCGGUGGCCACGUCGCCCAAGAAGGAGCUCCCCAAGGAGAAGGACCACGUGACGCUGGCCCUCGGACUGCGCCUGUCGCAGCAGCAGCUGGCCAGCCUGCCGGCGGCGGUGCACCAAGAGGCGCCGGUGGAGAGCGAGCGUUGCUGGCGACAGGGCCUGGCGCUGUGGUCGCCCGAGCACCCGCUGCUGUACGACCUGACGCUGCGGCUCUUCGACUCGUCCGAGGCGCUGGUGGACGAGGUCAAGACGACGACGGGCAUGCGCUCGCUCGACUGGACCAAGGGCGACGGCGCGCUCCACCUGAACGGCCGCCCGCUGUUCCAGGCCCUGACGCUCGACCAGGGCUACUGGCCCGACACCUUCAUGACGCCGCCGUCGCCCGACAGCCUGCGCGCCGACAUCGAGCUGUGCAAGAGGAUGGGCUUCAACGGCUGCCGCAAGCACCAGAAAGUCGAGGAUCCCGUGUUCCUGUACUGGGCGGACCGCCUGGGGUACAUUGUGUGGGGCGAGAUGGCCAACGCCUACCAGUUCAGCCAGCAGUAUGUCGACCGCUUCAACCAGGAGUGGACCGAGGCCGUCAAGCGCGACAUCAACCACCCCUCCAUCAUCACCUGGACCCCCGUCAAUGAAAGCUGGGCGUACACGUCGCUCAAGGACAGCGUCGAGCAGCGGAACCACAUCCGCGCUCUGUACUACAUGACCAAGCCCAUCAACGACAACUGCGGGUGGGAGCACGUGUGUACCGAUCUCACCACUUUCCAUGACUACAGCGAUGCUCCUGCCCUGGCAGAGACCUGCGCCACCUUGGAUGGCAUUCUCCGCCCCAAGGCCGGCAGGCCCAUGUUCGUCGCCCCCAUUCCCGGCCUGGACCCGGGUGCAGAGCACCGUCCUGGCGCCGUCACUCUGAACACCGAGUUCGGGGGUGUCAACAUUGCCGCUGCCGCCGCCGACGCCGCCGACGAGUGGGGCUACACCACCGCCAGCGACCCAGACGAUCUGCUGCAGAGGAUCGAGCGUCUGAUGAUGGGCGUCGUUCAGCCAGGCCACUCCAGCGGCUUCGUGUACACGCAGCUGGCCGAUAUUGAACAAGAGACCAACGGUCUUUACUCGUUCGAUCGCAAGGAGAAGCUCAGUGCAGAGAAGGUAAAGGCUGUUUUGGAUAAGGUGCUUCGUGUUUUCUACAGUAGCCGCGGUCUGUAA